Messenger RNA from Lampris incognitus (smalleye Pacific opah), 3341 nucleotides. Its product is annotated as bone morphogenetic protein 1-like. The coding region runs from base 1 to 2940 and encodes 979 amino acids. The transcript is spliced from 20 exons. Gene Ontology annotation, biological process: proteolysis. Gene Ontology annotation, molecular function: calcium ion binding; zinc ion binding; metalloendopeptidase activity. Lineage: Eukaryota; Metazoa; Chordata; Actinopteri; Lampriformes; Lampridae. The record is from RefSeq and is a predicted model, not a curated record.
AUGGCAGUCGUUCACAACUACCUGUUCUUACUCUGUGGUCUGCGCGUUUUACUCUCGGUUGAUCUGGAGUUGGUGGACACAAGCAAUCCCAUAUACCACCUAGGUGCCCCAGAUGUAAUCGACUACAAGGAUCCUUGUAAAGCUGUUGCCUUUUUGGGAGAUAUUGCCUUGGAUGAAGAAGACGUCCUUGUGUUUGAAGCUGCCCGCAGCGGAGAAACUACACAGCACGCCACACCGACUCUCAACCGAAUGGACGCAGUGAACAGUUCCACCUCUAAAGACAACAGCAGGAUUAAGGGGACUGCAGGUAGACAGGGUCUGCUUCGUAGGAGGAGGGCCGCCACCUCCAGACCUGAGCGUGUAUGGCCGGAUGGUGUCAUUCCAUAUAUGAUCAGCGGCAAUUUCAGUGGCAGUCAGCGAGCCAUCUUCCGCCAGGCAAUGCGUCACUGGGAAAAGCACACUUGUGUAACAUUCAUUGAGAGGACUACUGAAGAAAGCUACAUAAUUUUCACCUACCGACCUUGUGGGUGUUGCUCUUACGUGGGGAGGAGAGGUGGAGGACCUCAGGCUAUCUCCAUAGGAAAAAACUGUGAUAAGUUUGGUAUAGUCGUACAUGAACUUGGCCAUGUGAUUGGUUUCUGGCAUGAACACACCCGUCCAGACCGUGAUGAACAUGUGAGCAUCAUCAGAGACAACAUCCAACCAGGACAAGAAUACAACUUCUUGAAGAUGGAGCCAGGUGAAGUUGAUUCCCUUGGAGAGGUGUACGACUUUGACAGCAUCAUGCAUUAUGCAAGGAACACAUUUUCCAGAGGCAUUUUCCUGGAUACAAUCUUACCUCGGUAUGAUGUCAAUGGAGUCAGGCCACCCAUUGGACAGAGGACCAGGCUUAGCAAAGGGGACAUUGUGCAAGCCCGCAGACUCUACAAAUGUGCAAGAUGUGGGGAAAGUUUACAAGACAGCAGUGGAAACUUCAGCUCUCCUGGUUUUCCCAGUGGCUAUGCAGCCUAUUCUCACUGUGUCUGGAAAAUUUCUGUCACACCUGGAGAAAAGAUUGUCCUGAAUUUUACGUCCAUGGACCUCUUUAGGAGUCAUUUGUGCUGGUAUGACCAUGUGGAGGUUCGAGAUGGUUUCUGGAGAAAAGCUCCACUCAAAGGGCGAUUCUGUGGUGACAAGCUUCCAGAGCCCAUCGUCUCAUCUGACAGUCGACUGUGGAUUGAAUUCAGAAGCAGUAGUAACUGGGUGGGCAAAGGCUUUUCUGCAGUCUAUGAAGCCAUCUGUGGUGGAGAGGUGAAGCGGGACAAUGCCCAGAUCCAGUCUCCCAAUUACCCUGAUGAUUACCAACCCAACAAAAUAUGUGUGUGGAAAAUCACAGUAGCGCAGGAUUUCCAUGUUGGCCUCUCCUUCCAGUCAUUUGAGAUUGAGCGACAUGACAGUUGUGCCUAUGACUACCUUGAAGUGAGAGACGGCAGCUCUGAGGUCAGCCCCCUGCUGGGUCACUUCUGUGGCAGUGACAAACCAGAUGACAUCAAAAGCAGCUCCAAUCAGCUGUGGCUGAAGUUUGUGUCUGAUGGGUCAAUCAACAAAGCUGGGUUUGCUGCCAACGUUUUCAAAGAGAUGGAUGAGUGUGCCAAACCUGACAAUGGUCGCUGUGAGCAGCGCUGUUUGAAUACUUUGGGCAGCUACAAAUGUGCUUGUGAUCCUGGCUAUGAGCUGGCACCUGACAGACACAGUUGUGAGACAGCUGCCUGUGGUGGGUUUAUCACCAAGCUGAAUGGCUCCCUCAACACCCCUGGAUGGCCGAAAGAGUAUCCUCCCAACAAAAAUUGUGUCUGGCAGCUAGUGGCACCAAUUCAAUAUCGCAUCACCUUGCUGUUUGACAUAUUUGAGACCGAAGGCAAUGACGUAUGUAAAUAUGAUUACGUGGAGGUACGCAGUGGAUUGAGCUCAGACUCGAGGCUUCAUGGCAAGUUCUGUGGAGCAGAGAAACCCGAGACCAUCACCUCUCAAUACAACAACAUGCGGAUUGAAUUCAAAUCUGACAACACUGUCUCCAAGAAGGGAUUUAAGGCCCAGUUCUUUGCCGAUAAAGAUGAGUGCUCCAAAGAAAAUGGUGGUUGCCAACAUGAAUGUGUGAACACCUAUGGAAGCUACCGUUGUCAGUGCCGCAGUGGUUUCAUGUUGCACGACAAUAAGCAUGACUGCAAGGAAGCGGGCUGUGACCAUGUGGUAAACAGCGUAACAGGCAUAAUCAGUAGCCCUAACUGGCCUGAUAAAUACCCCAGCAAGAAGGCCUGUGCCUGGUCUCUCUCCAUCACCCCUGGCCAUCGGAUCAAAAUUGCUUUCAAUGAGAUUGACAUGGAGGCUCAUCUUGAGUGUGCCUACGACCAUCUAGAGAUUUAUGAUGGACAAGAUACCAGUGCUCCGAGGCUGGGACGUUUCUGCGGCACCAAGAAACCUUCUCCAAUCAUCUCAAGUGGCAACAUGAUGUUCUUACACUUUUUCUCUGAUAACUCGGUACAAAAGAGGGGCUUUGAGGCGUCACAUAGUGCAGAGUGUGGCGGAAACCUUAAAGCUGAGGUCAAGACUAAAGAUCUGUACUCCCAUGCCCAGUUUGGAGAUAACAACUACCCUGGAGGUUCAGACUGUCAGUGGGUGGUCUUUGCUGAGAAAGGUUACGGCGUGGAAAUCAUUUUCCAAGUCUUUGAGAUCGAGGAAGAGUCAGACUGUGGGUAUGACUACGUGGAACUAUACGAUGGCGCCGACACCAAAGCUCCAAGGCUUGGACGAUUUUGUGGUUCUGGGCCCCCAGAGGAGACAUACUCAGCCGGAGACGCCAUUGUUAUAAGAUUUCAUUCAGAUGAUAGCAUCAAUAAAAAGGGCUUCCACGUGCGCUAUACGAGCACCAAGUUCCAGGACACGUUACAUAUAAGCAAGUGACUCUUCUCCACUCGAGAUUAAAAAAGGAGACUUCGAACUUGGACACACCCAAUCUCGUGAGGAGGGAUGAAAACAUGGGUUUAUUCCCAAAAACACCAGCCCACAUACCCUGCAAUCAUAUCUGUAAGGAGUAAAGCCAUGCAGUUAUCUGUAGUCUUUAAACUAUCAUUACAGGUUAGCAAUGAAAGGUGAGAGAUAAUUUAAAUUAUUUUUUUUCCAAAUAAAUUUAGAUACUCGGAUCUAUUUUGAAUUGAUUUCAUCAGAGCACUGUAUUAAAGGCGAAAAUACAGAAUGUAUUUAUUUUGUGAAAAUAAAAACCUCUGUUCUUUAAUCAUAUCUCAUAAUUGAGCCCUGAUGUAUUCUGUGUCCCUUUUUUUGCUGUAUCUGAAGAUUAAAGAUUG